ACGCUUCGCGCGAUGACGGCCGACACCGCGUCCGCGAAGGCGCCCGAGACGACGACGACGACGACGACGACGAAGUGUGAUGAGGAACAAGGCUCGCCCGAGAGCGUGCUGAAGACCGUCGAUGGUGUCGUAAAGCCGAAACGCAUAGAGCGAUUGCCACGUCCAGACCGCGAGGCGCACGACGCCGAGAUCGCGGCACUCGUGGCGAUUACGGACGAGAAACAGGCUCGCAUCGUGGAGAUUAAGGCGUUGGUGAACGCGGCGCGUGAAAGACGCACGACGAGCUCGACCACGAACGCGCCGUUGCUGGAAAAGGUCAAGGCGCUGAACGCGAUUGCUAACGAAAAGAUCGCGCAGCGGGACGAGGUUCGCGCCGAGCUCGCGGCGAACGACGAGCGACGCGAUCGGGUUCGCGAGGAGGCGAACGCCAUGCGGGCGCAAUCGAAAUUCCUCACCAAUGAAUCGAUUGAUCAAGAGAUCGCGAGAAUCGAUGGGAAGCUGGCGCACGAAACCAUGCCACUGGCGCAAGAGAAGAAGUUGGUCGACCAAAUCAAGAGCUUGAACAAGAGUAGAGACCUCGUGCGCGAGUACGCGGAGAAGCAAGCCCUGAUCACCGCGCACGACGCGAGGAGAAAAGCGUGCAUGGAUCGCAUCAAAGCGAAGGACGCGGAAAUCAAUAGCAUCAAAGCUGAACAAGCUAAAAUUCGCGCGCAAUUGAACGAGGUGAAGAGCAAAGACGACACCGCCAACGCCGACGUGCCCAAGCUCAUCGAAGAGAAGAACGCGGCGUACGAGGUGAUCAAAGCGAAGAGAGAGGAAAUCAACCGGCUUCGAGCGAAUCAAAAGAAGAUUGAGGACAAUUAUUGGGCUCGUGAGAAGCUGUUCCGCGCGCAGCAAAAGGAAAUCAAGCAGGCGCAGUGGGAGGCUUCGCAAGAGGAGCGCAAGGCGCGCGACGAGGAGCGCAAGCAGUGGGAAAAGGAGAACGCUCCAGAACCAUUCGAGGACGAAGUGUCGGCAUGUGAUGCUUUGCUGGCUUAUUUGGCAAAGUGGGAUACCAAGAAAGUCGAUGUAUCCGCCGUCAAAACCACUCAGUUGAGUCGACGCAACGAAGACGACGAAGAUGACAUGUUCGCCGUCAGCACCGCAUACAAGAAGAAGAGUAAGAAGAGCAACGGGAAGAGUGCGCCGAGCGGUAACGAACGUAUUCAGCACUCUCUCGAUACUCUCACCUUCUUCUCAAAAGUAAAAAUCGCCGUCGUCGCCAAGGUGUCCGACGUGCCCGCCUCGUUGGACGUCAUCAAGGCGAAGAAGGAAGAGUUUUUGGAACGGCGCAAGAUCAAGAAGGAGAGAAUCGCCGCCGGCUUGGAGGAUGAAGAUGAGAAAGAAAAGGAGGAAAAAGCGGAGAAGGGCAAAGAGAAGAGUCAAAAAGCUGAUGGUAAGAAGAGCGGCGGCAAGGGCAAGAAGAAGGGCGGUAAGAAGGCCACGCGAGGCCUUUCGGUUUCUCUCGUCGCGAACGAAAACGAACAAAGCGUCGAAGUUUGCGUCACCUUCAACGACGAGGGGAAAUAGACACACACCAUAUAUCG
Ostreococcus lucimarinus CCE9901 is the source of this 1586-nucleotide messenger RNA. RefSeq lists its product with no specific name. The record is from RefSeq and is a predicted model, not a curated record. Gene Ontology annotation, molecular function: mRNA binding. Bases 13 to 1569 code for a protein of 518 amino acids. The transcript has a single exon. Gene Ontology annotation, cellular component: ribonucleoprotein complex; nuclear outer membrane-endoplasmic reticulum membrane network; endoplasmic reticulum. Gene Ontology annotation, biological process: intracellular mRNA localization. Lineage: Eukaryota; Viridiplantae; Chlorophyta; Mamiellophyceae; Mamiellales; Bathycoccaceae.